AUAACAAACACUUUUAGAAACUGAAUUUUUCUAAAAAUAUUAGGGACAAAAUUGGGUUACCAUAAAUUUGUGGGGACAGAUGUAACAUAAAUUGGGUUAAUAUUCAUCCCUUUCAUGUCCUCAGUCCCUCUUGUUGAACUGCAACACAAUAGCACAGAUUCAAUUCAACCAGGUACAUGUUAGUGGUAAACAAUGACAAGAACACGAUCAAGAGCACAAACACGAAAACUAAUAAGACAAAUACGAUCACAAACACAAACACAAAUCAUCCCUUUCAAACCAACAUCAACAUCAAAAACAAUCUCAGCAGCUCUCAAACUUGUCGACAGCAAAAAACAAAAUCUCAAAAAAGCAUACGAUGAUCUUCAAUCUCACUCUUCUCAUCUCUCUUCUUUCCCUCUUUCAUGGCAAGACCUCGAUUCUCAUUUCACCACAAUCCAAAACUCUCUCUCUCAACGCUUUCUUCAUCUUCAAUCCCUAGAAUCACAAUUUCAAAAAAAUCACAAUGACCCAUCAACUUCUCCUUCAAAAUUACCUAACCCAAAACCUAAAAAUUCAAACUUUACAUCAAUCCCUAACAACCCAUCAACUUCUCCUUCAAAAUUACCUAACCCAAAACCCACAAAUUCAAACUUUUCAUCAAUCCCUAAUGACCCAUCUUCUUCUUCAAACCCAAAAUCAUCCAUAAGUCACUUGGAAGCAUUGAGUUUACUCUGCAAGAACAAUGAUGGAAAAGGGUUAAGGGAUUUCAUUAAGGAGAAUUUUAAUGAUAGGGUUGUUAUCAAAGAUGAGCUUCAGAUUGCAUUUAAAUCUGCAUCUAAUCCUGCAAACAUGGUUCUUGAUGCAAUUGAUGGUCUUUUUUGUGGAAAUGUAAUGGUAGAUCGUAAAGAUUCACGUUUGACUAAGAGAAGUUGCAAUUUUUUGUUUCAACAGCUGAGGGUUUUUUCUCCUUAUGUUAGUUUUGAUGUUAAGGAGAAAGCUAAGAAGUUGUUUAAUGAGUGGAAGGUUAACUUGAAUGAUAGUCAUGAACCAAGUUGGUCUAUGGCUUUCUUGCAAUUUGUUGCUGUUUAUGGUUUUCUUGUUGAUUUGAAUGAUGCUGAGCUUGCUGCUUAUUCUACUACUGCUUCUGGUGAUCUUGGUGAGAUUCCUGAGCUGUUCCAGGUUAUUGCUUUGUCAGAUAGAGUUCAAGGUGUUAUUCAGAAACUCAUUGAAAGGGGCAAACAUGUUUUGGCUGUCAAGUUUAUUUUUCACUUCAAACUUGAGGAUAAGACCCCACCUGUUCCCAUUUUGAAAGCUUUUGUGAAUGAUGCAGAGCAACAUGCGAAAAGACUCGCCGCCGAGGGAAAGUCACUGAAUGAGAGAACAUCUAGACAAAUCCAUUCACUGAAAUCAGUGAUUAAGGUUAUUGAGACUUAUAACCUUGAUUCUGAGUUUCCACGUGCAAGCCUUGAAAAGCGUAUAGAUGAAUUGAACAAGAAGUUCUUGGUAGGUGUAAAACCCACUGCACCAGCUUUUGCUGCGAAUCCUCAUCAGCAUCAGCAACAACUAAGCGGGCUGGAGCGUCGUCUAACAUCUAUUCCAUUCGGUCCUCCACCUGUCCUUAAUAAUGUUGGCGGUGCCAAUUCAACCAUACACCAGUACCGACAACAACUACUACCUCGUUUCCAGUCAACAAGUUUGUUGCCGGAUCAUCCAAAUCCAUACAUGAGCAUGCCGCCACCAACCAUGUCAUUUGGCAUGAAGGCACCAACUCCAACUGUCUCCUCCUAUACAGGUCCCUCAACUGGACCUUAUGGUUUUGGUGGUGUCCCGAAGGCUCCUACUCCUAGUAGCAACCUCGACCAAGUUGGUUCUCAUCCGAAUUCGGCACAGCCGCAAGUGUUUUCUGGUUAUUAUGCCCCAAUGGCUGCUAGUGGCAACCUCAAUCAAGGUGAUUCUCAUCCGAAUGCUUCAGUGCCACAAGUCAUGCCUGCUUAUUAUGCCCCAACAGGUCCCAGUUCCAACCUCCACCAAGGUAGUUCUCAUCCGAAUCCGUCUGAGCCACAAGUUAUGCCCGGUAAUUAUGAUAGACCCCCGGCAUCUGGUGCCUACGGUCUGCAACAGUAUUACGGAACAUCUUAUCCUCAAUAGGUUAAGCAUAUUUGCUUUCUUUUUCAGUACUGAACUCCUUGGUUAGUAUUAUAGUUUCUCGCACUUCUUGCUUUUGGUUAUAGAUGCAAAGCUUGCUUUGGCGUUCACCAAGAUCAUAGAAAGGAAUUAGAUUAAACAUUUAAGAAUUUUGAGAGAUUGCUUGGUUUCAGUGUUUAACUACCUGAGUCAUUUUCACUGGAAAGGUUCAUUUUAGAUUAGUCAUGAUCUUCUUUGUUCUUGCUCUUCCUAGUCGCUUAACCUCCAUGAUUUUCUCUAGGUAAUGAAAGCUUAGACAUGGUUUGGAUAAUAAUACUUGCUACAGGGGUGGGAUGUGUAGCUCAACUGGUUUGAGCUAAGGGUUAAAGGUAUUAAGGUGUAAAAGGACCCUGGUUUAAGUCAUGGUGAAGGAGAAAAAUACUAACAUUAAUAACUAAUUACUGACUUUGGCCAUUUAAAAAAAAUAAAAUAAUACUCACUAGAAUAGAAACUUUCUACAUUUGUAUUAGGCGUAAUUUUGCUCGAGAAUUAUUAAACAAAUUUACAGUGGUUUCAUAAUUUUUUUCUCUCA
Trifolium pratense (red clover) is the source of this 2698-nucleotide messenger RNA. Its product is annotated as FRIGIDA-like protein 1. The record is from RefSeq and is a predicted model, not a curated record. The coding region runs from base 193 to 2130 and encodes 645 amino acids. The transcript has 3 exons. NCBI's taxonomy places the organism in Eukaryota, Viridiplantae, Streptophyta, Magnoliopsida, Fabales, Fabaceae.